AUGUCCCUGCAGGCACCCACAGAUCUGCUCUGGCCUCAGGUGGUGAAGCUGGUGGUGCUGCUGCUGUUCCAGCUGUGUGCCCACGGCCACGCUCCCCACACCUCCCCACUGCCCCGCAGCUGCCCCAUCGCCUGCAUCUGCACCUCCGACCUGCUCAGCUGCAGCCGGCAGACACUGCAGCACGUGCCCCGGGUGCUGCCACCCACUGCCACCACACUGGACCUCAGCCACAAUGCCCUCACCCAGCUCCAUGAUCGCUGGCUGGCUGCCCUCCCACACCUUGAGGCCCUCCACGUAAGCCACAACCAGAUUAAGGACCUUUCUCCGCAGGCUUUCCACAACGCUUCCUCCCUGAGGCACCUCGACCUGUCCUCCAACCACCUGCAGGCUGUUGAGAUGCACUACUUUGAUGCACUGGUGAGCCUGGAGGAGCUGCUGCUCUACAACAACCGCAUCACACGAGUGGAUGAAAACGCCUUCACCAAGCUGAGCGGCCUGCGGAAAGUCUACCUGAGCUGGAACAACCUAACCACCUUCCCCUUCCACUCCGUUCAGGGGCUGGGGAACUACAGCCUCCGCACGCUGGACCUGUCCUCCAACAGCCUGAGCAGCAUCCCCGUGGAGGAGCUGGCAGCUCUGCCAGAAAACAUCAGGAACGGCUUGUACCUGCACAACAACCCUGUGAGGUGCAGCUGCCCGCUCUACCUGAUGCUCCAGCGCUGGAAGCAGCGAGGUUUCAGCUCUGUGAAGGAUUUCUUUGAGGAACACACCUGCAAGGUGUCUGACAACGUGCCCCGCUCCUUGAUCAAGUUCCUCAAAUACAACCACGUGUUUGAGAACUGCUCAGUGAGCCCUGAAGACACCCACCCUGUGCCCUCCCCUGUGAUGGUGGGCCAGACCCUCCUGCUCACCUGCAACACCAGCCUGCCAGCCUCAGCCACCACCUACAUGUGGAUUUCUCCUCACCACGAGCCCAUCAAACACCCAGGGAACAGCAACCGCUCCUUGGAGGUUUACCGCAAUGGCAGCCUAAAGAUUGCCAUGGCCAAGCCCUGGCACUCGGGGGUCUAUGUAGGCUUGGCCAUCCACAGCCCCCGCAACUUCAGCAGGCUGUGUGAAGUCAAUGUGACAGUGCACUACCCCAAGCCAGACGGGGAGACCUUCAGCACUGGCCUCACGACACUGCUGGGGUGCAUUGUGAGCCUGGUGCUCGUGAUCAUCUACUUGUACCUCACCCCCUGCCGCUGCCUGAGCUGCUGCAAGAAGCCAGCUCCUCUCAGCCCCCCGCAGGAGUGCAGUGCCCAGUCCUCCAUCCUCAGCACCACUCCCCCCGCCACUGACGGCCCAAACCGCAAGGCCAGCGCCAACAAGCAUGUGGUCUUCCUUGAGCCUGUCAGGGACACGCAGAACGGCAAGAUCCGCCUGGCCCUCGGCGAGGACCUCCCUGACCCCAAGCACCCCAAGGUCCUGCAGCUCAAGUCAGACUCGGAGUCCAUCAGCUCUGUCUUUUCAGACACCCCCAUUGUGUCAUAG
Molecule: messenger RNA, 1533 nt
Organism: Indicator indicator
Lineage: Eukaryota; Metazoa; Chordata; Aves; Piciformes; Indicatoridae
Gene: AMIGO3
Product: adhesion molecule with Ig like domain 3
Exons: 1
Coding region: 1-1533 (510 amino acids)
Biological process (GO): brain development
Molecular function (GO): protein binding
Source: RefSeq, a predicted model, not a curated record